AUGCGUGAAGGAGAUAGUGAGAUUACCGACCUGAUACCGGCGCCGAUGACUCAUAGAGGAGAAGAAACCCCAGAGAAAUUCGAUGAUGGAGCGCUGUCGUUGUUGUGCCGAGAAAAAGGUUAUGAAGAUGAUUGCAGAGAAGGCGAUGAAACAGGUGCAACAAUGAAAUCAGUUGGAAAAUGGAUAAUGAGGAUUGAAAUAAUUAUGAGGGUAAGUUGUUUGGAUCUGGUUUAUUUAAUCAUUUCGAAGUUUUUUAUUGAUGCAUGGGCUUUGGUCAGCUUUGCAAGUAUGGUAAGGAUUGGGCACAAGGCAAAGUCUAUACUCAAGAUUUGA
Vicia faba (fava bean) is the source of this 333-nucleotide messenger RNA. Lineage: Eukaryota; Viridiplantae; Streptophyta; Magnoliopsida; Fabales; Fabaceae. The record is from the annotation of a GenBank genome assembly.